UCGAUGUAGUACAUUUUGUCAAUUUUUGUCGGAAUUCGUGGUGUUUUUCGUUAAUGUAUUUCGUAAUGAUUCGGCAAACAAAAAGUGUAGUUUAAUUUGUCGAUUCUUCGGUUUUACCGGUGUUGUAGCUUCCUUCACUUGAUGGAUAAAUAAACAAUUUCGUUUUAUUGUAGGAUAUCUACAUUAUCCUACGCGAGUUGUGUUAGGUUAUGUUAUGCCUUUAGCGUUUUCAAGAUAAAAGGUGACUUGGUGACCAGACACCAUGGAUCCAAACAUCUAUGUGAUGGUUCUGGACACCCUGAACCGGGCCACAAGUCAGGACGCCGAGGUGCUGAAGCCGGCUGAGAAGAAGCUUCAGGAAUGGGAGAUAGAGCCCGGUUUCUAUUCUGUUCUCUUGGACAUAUUAUCAAACCAUUCCAUUGACGUAAAUGUUCGCUGGUUAGCAGUGAUGUGUUUUAAAAAUGGCAUCGACCGGUACUGGAGACGUAAUGCCCCAAAUGCCAUAUCAGAAGAGGAGAAACAGAAGCUAAGACAAGGGCUGCUCACAACGAAUAUACUCGGGGAGCCGGUUGCACAGAUUGCCACACAACAGGCAGUUUUGAUCUCGAAAAUAGCUAGGUUUGAUUGCCCAAAUAACUGGCCCAGUUUAGUGCCGGAUUUGGUGUGUGCUCUUAAGGCGCCACAGCCCCUAGUGCAACACCGAUCAUUGCUGAUCUUCCAUCAUGUCGUCAAGGCAUUGGCUUCUAAGAGGCUCAUUGGGGAUCGGAGGACAUUCCAAGAACUAACUAACUCAGUAUACGCGUUCAUACUAAACCUGUGGCAUGAGAACACAGAGUUGUUCCUGCGCCAUAUACAAGAGGGGGCUACAACGGCGCUCAUAACAGAACACCUGGAGAAAGCGCUACUCUGCCUUCGUAUACUGAGGAAGUUAACAGUUUUCGGAUUUAAGAAAGCGCAUGAAAGCCAAGACGCUGUGGCGUUUCUGAAUGUGGUGUUUGACCGAGCUAAGACCAGUUUGGAAUGCCGCAAGCUACUGAAAGGACGAGGCAUAUAUCCGCUGGAGCUCUGUGAGAAGUUCAUCAUCCACUUGACCAAAGUGGCGCUUGGUGUUUUGGGCUUCCAUCCGUUUUCUUAUGUGCCUCUAAUCCGACCUUCUUUGGAGUUCGCGCUCUAUUACUGUUUCACGGAACAAGGCAUGUCAUUGAUAUAUGAAAGGUUCACGAUUCAAUGUUUGAAUAUAGUGAAAGGAAUAUUGCAAUGCGUUGAGUAUAAACUGCCUAAAGGGGUCGACCAGGUUUCUGAUCCGUUGACUUUACAAGCCCACCAAAUAAAAAUGGAAGUUCUUGACCAAAACACCGUGUGCCACAUGUGUCGCCAUCUAGUGACGCACUACUUCUUACUAAGCUCCGAUGAUUUAGCUCUAUGGGACGCCGAACCAGAGAGUUUCGCCAUAGACGAGGCCGGGGAAUCUUGGAAGUAUAGUCUUAGGCCAUGCACCGAAGCCUUAUUCAUGGAGUUGUUCCAAUUUCGAAACGUUCUCGCGCCGGAAUUGGUUCGUCUGUUGGCGUCGCUGCAGCAAGGACCAAUCACGCCCGACGAUUUGAACGCCAUAUUGAAGAAGGACGCCAUUUAUAAUGCCGUUAGGUUGGCAGCAUUCGAUCUGUAUGACGACGUGGACUUUGACGAAUGGUUUACAAAUGUAUUGAGCCAGGAAUUAAAAAUGAAAGAUAAUAACUAUAGAAUAAUAAGGAGAAGAGUCUGCCAGCUUAUAGGAAUUUGGUGUGGAGUUCGCGCCUCACAAUCACUCAGGCCAGCUAUGUACGAAGCGCUUAUAGCGCCAUUAACACAAUCCGACGAAGAUCCAGCGGUCAAACUUGCAGCCGCUGAAGCGCUUAGAAGCACGAUAGACGAUUUCAAUUUCGACGUCGAACAAUUUGCGCCUUACGCUCCGCACGCGAUUGCAGCGCUUUAUGAUUUAUUGGUGGAAUCGGAAGAAUGUGAUACGAAAAUGCACGUGUUACACGUGGUGUCGUACGUGAUGGAGCGCUGCGGGGCGCACGUGGCCCGCAGCGGCGGCACCGGGGCGCUGUUCGCCUACCUGCCGCAGCUGUGGCAGCACGCGGCCAGCCACAACAUGCUGAGGGCUGCUGCUUUGUCCGCUACUGUGCAUUUACUCAAGGCAAUAGGCGAAUGUUCGCCGAACGUUCGCCCCUGGAUCGUGAGCGUGGUGAACGAAUCCACCCGCCUAUCAGAACCAGCUCAUGUUUAUCUGUUAGAAGACGCCUUGGAGUUGUGGCUUGCGAUAUUGGAGACUUCGCAAGCGCCCGACCCGCCAUUGUUGUCGUUGGCUGAAAACCUGUGCCCUAUAUUAGAACAGUCUACAGAACAUCUCCGAAUAGUCGUAUAUAUAAUGCAAGCAUACACUCUAUUAUGUCCUGAAGAAUUCCUUACCGGUGCUGGUGGGAAAUGUAUGGCAUUACUUGAAGAUAUGCUCAGUGAUAUGAGGAUCGAAGGUGUUAUAACUGUUCUCAAAAUGGCGGAGAUUUGCAUCAGCGUCACGUUCCCGGAGAGAAACGCCUUCUUAGGAGUCAAAGUCAUUUGGCCUAUUAUAAUUAGGGUUAUACACUGCCUACUAGAAAGUGACGAUCUCCCAAUGGUCCUGUCGGUGCAGCUGUCUCUAGUGUCGAGGGUUAUUCUGCUAUCGUCCGAUCUCUUCUACAAAGCGAUACAGGAAGCCGCCAGCAACUGCGCUGAGUAUGACCGGGAUCCGGGGAAAGUACUCAAUAGGUUUCUUCAAGUAUGGACUGAGAAUAUGAAUUUGGUUACACAAGUCGAGAGGUGGAAAGUAGUGGGUUUAGGAUUAGCGGCUUUACUGACGACGCAAAACGCAACAGUACUGGAGCGCUUUCCAGCGAUACUCCUCAACUUGACCGAGGUGUUAAAUGACGUCAUGAAGUCUGAAGACAACGGCACUUACAUUGACGGUCUGGUGGCCCCGCCCGGGUCCCGGCCCGCGUCCCCGCUGGAAGGGCGCGGCGGCGCGGCGCGCUGGGAGGAGGGCGGGCGCGCGCGCGCGCUGGACGCGCCGCACGCGCCGCACGAGCUGCGCAGGCGCAGGCUCGCCGCCGCGCAUCCCGCCCGCGUCAUCGACCUGCGCGCCGUCGUGCACCACCAGUUGGAAACAUUAAAAGUCCAAGUUGGCGCGGAAACCUUCGAGCGGCUGAUACAAGCGACUGACCACGAAACACUGCAACAGAUAAGGGAAUAUGUACCUCUUUGAAUUGUGACGCAGCGUUUGUUAUGACGGUAAUUAGCUUUCGAAGAUAUCGGAAGUAUAUAUUAUUUUAUUCGAACAACAUACAGUCAAAUAAAUAAAGGUGUAUAUUUAUGAGCCUAUUGAUUUAUAUAUUCUCGCAUGUAAGGUGCUAAGAAGCUUGAAUACUUGAUGAGGUCCUAACUAGCUUAAGGUCUAAUGCUGGCUACACACUAUCCGCGAACAGCUCGCUAAACUUUGGCUGAUACAAUCGGUAUACAUUGCAGAUUUUACAUUGGGGUAAAUAAAAUUGCUGAUACAAACUGUUCAAGUCUUAGAGUUCGGCGAUAGUGUGAAGCCUACAUAUGAGUCGUUGAAACAAAUCUUAGAGGCUGUAAAAUAUAUAUACACAUUGACUGCUGAAAACUGACGCAAAUAUCUGCCUUAAUUUUACUAUAAUAGGAUUCAAUUUCAAGUGAUACAAUUUAGCGAGGUAAUAGAGAAAGCCUGGGGGCAGAUGUCUCUAACGAGCUCCUUUUCUAAGAGUGAGGGAGAGAGAGAGAGAGAGAGAUGUGCUCAGCCCAGUAAUCAAUAGAGUAGGAAAGUGGACCUGGGGCGCCGUCGAAUUCGCUGAGGAUGCAAAUGUAAAAACGCUCAGAUGUGUAUGUGAGAGAGACCAUAAUGGCAUAAUAAAUCGUAUAUUUUUUUCAAUAAUUUAAAAUUAUUAUCUUUUAAUUUUUUUUUUCGAUUGCAAUCACGUUCGAUGUAUUUUUAACCAACUUCAAAAGAGGAGGUUCUGAAUUUCGUCGCGAUCUUUUAUUGUUUUUUUCCUAUUCUGAUCUCUUCGAAAGCAACUAAAUUAAGCAAUUUAAUCUAUGUUUAUAUUUAUUGUACUGUACAUUUUGUAAUGCAUGUCCAUUGUUUAUACUGUCGAUAUAUGAUUUAAAAUGUUGAUUCGCUAUGCGAUGUGAUGAUAACAAAUAUAGAGGUUAAUUAAUUUGAUUAUUUUUUUGUUUAUUUUUCUCAUACCCAUUAUUUGUUUCUACAUGGAGUGCAGAUAGUUUUGGAAACUAUUAAGCUAAGGCACAAGCGUUUAAACAUUUUUAGUAGAAAAUAUAUAAAAAAUCAGUAGAAAAAAAGAGAAACUUAAAAUUAUUCAUCGGAUAUUGUCAUUUUAAAACAAUUUUUUUUCUGCACUAACUUUAUAAUCGAUUCUCGUACCACGACUCACUUUUAUAUUGAUCAUUAUAUAAAAAAGUACAUACAUUUUACAUUGAUUUUAUUAAUUUCAGUUUUGCACCAUUUUCAUUUUUUUUGCAAUCGAUAUUUGUAACGUUCACAUUUGUCGAUAUUCAUGGCGUUUUAAUAUCCAUUAUGUGAUUUCAAAUUAAGUACAUUCAGUCUCAAUUAUACUUGAAGACGAGGUUAUAUCAAAAUAAAAAUAAUUUUACGACCAGCCGCCUGCCUGACGUCAACCCUCCUAACUUCCACGGGAGGAUAUGAAGUGGUCUUAUUCUAGGGCGGAACCACACGCCACAUCGCUAUCCUUAAAAUGUUUGUAUUGAAUUUGAUGUCACAAUCAUUAUUCAUUGUCACCAUCAUUAAUUUCACACUUAAUACACUACACAAAUAUAAUGUGUGAAAAUAUGUGUGAUAUACUAAUACAACAUUUUCCUAUACUUAUAAGGCUUUUAUGAAAUUAUUGUUAUGUACUUGUACUGUAUUAUAUUCGUAUAAAAACGACAAGAUCGAAGAAAUAUGGAUAUUGAAUUUAAAAAAUGAGCCAUAAAAUAGUAGCAAUUGAGCAUAUUUAUUUACUCAUUAGGGUUCGAAUGAAAAAGACAAGGAGCUAACGUAGCCACAUGAGAUAGAAUAUACAAUACGAUGGCGGUAGUACAUGCACAACAUAGUCGCUCUUUCUAAUUCAUUUUCAUUGUCACGAGUGAAAUAGCACAUCGUCGAUCUCACUCAUGUAAAUUGUAAUGAAAAGAACGAUAUAUUGCGCGUCAAAUGUUCUAUAGAGUAAUCGUGGCUAAAUUUUAAUGAAAAUUAAAGAACGCUGUGAUGCCGUCAAAUGUUCUCUAGUGUAAUCGCGGCACAUGAUGUGAGACAAUAUAUUAGCGCUCUAUCUUUCUCCUCGUGUAUUUCUAAUACGAAUAUUAGAAAUACACGAGGAGAAAGACGUAACGACGUUAGAAAUAGACGAAGAACAGAAGCGAACUUCUGUUAUCUGAGCGAAAUGGAAAAUAUGACGAAAUGUUUUCUCUUUCGACGGUUUGAAAGGUUUACAAACAGACAUGGGUUUACCAAUUAUACGCUGUGUUUGCUUUUCGGAAAUAAAGUCAAGUACUGUGGGCGAAGUGCGUCCAACCAAUCACAUUUUGCACCAUUGUGACGCAACGACAACCACACUGCAAUGUGAUUGGUUCGCUGCGUCUCGCUUCGAAUCGAUUCGAUGGUGGGCGUAAACCCAUUUUACAAGUACAUAAGAAUAUUUAAAUUAAGACAUAUAACGCACGCUUUACUUCCAAUGUUUUCUCAUGCGUUUCGACUAAGUCGGCUUGCAUUAAAAAUAAAAUAAAAUAAGCCUUCAUUGCUGUUUCCAGUGUUUACUACAAUACAUUAUUUAUUUGAUUUACUCAUAUAUUAUAUCGUGAUUUAUUUAUCGAAUUCGAAAUAGGCAUCGUCGUAUAUGUCGGCUUCAUUGAAUGAAAUUGAACACCAGUCUUCCAUCGGUGCCUAUUUACUGAUAAUAUGUGCAUAGUCAAAACAUAAAAAAUCGAAAUCCAAAAUUUAUCCAAAAUCAUCUAUAAUAAUUGAUUAUAAUACUUGGAGUGUGCCACCUGACUACUACGCUUCAUAGUAAAGGUAGGUUCAGUGCAGCGGUUCACACAAAGUCGAUUUUCAUUAAUUAAUUCUGGCAAUUCUUUUUUAUUUAUAUAGUUUUUGCCUAUGCCAGGGUCAUUGCACGCGAGAGCGUGAGAACACGAUAAACUAUGAAUUGGAGAAGAAUGAUAAUAGGUCAUGGCCCACCUGCUCCUGGAUGCUUGGAACUAAUCUAAUGAUUCGCUGGUUUUUUUGUCAUGUCCAAAUGGCUCGGUCUUAAAUUCAAUCAGUUGAAGUUUUCAUUAUUUUAUAGAAAAUAUUAUUUGUGAAAAUUAUUACAACAAUAUUAGUUAUAUAUUUCCGUAUUGCUUAAACAUUGUUUAGUGCCAAAAUGACAAAAUGAAUAUUUUAUCUCAGUCUUUCAAUUAAUGCCAAAAGUAUUUCUUUAUGCAAGUCGACUUAAGUUUAAUAAAUAAAUCAAUCAUAAAAAUAAAGGCCCAAAUUGCCGGCUGUACUUUCAUCUGCCUUAAAUAAUUAGGUAAUAAAGCGUUUUAUAAAUAUCAGUUAAUGUAAUAUAGACACAUAAUAAUAUCUAAUUAUUCUAUAUAUAAUAAAUAUGAAAUAUGACAACGAUUUUCGUAGUAAUAGCUAAAAUGUUCCAUUCGUAUUAUAUACAAUGUUAUACAUAUUAGGACUCAUGUAAAAUUUCGCUAAACAUUAUGUCUCAGACAGGGCCACCCGCACAGUAGAGCCUCCAUAACAUUUUAAUUUCUUUUAAUUUAGCGAAAACUCUGUGAGAUAAAGUAUAGUUUCGUAAAAACUAUUCUACAUUUAGCCGAACUGGCAUGGUCUCGAGCACUGGUCAAGAGCACUGUCCCGAAUAAACGGGGGCGCGGGUUCAAUUCCCGCUCGAUACCAGAAUUUUUUCAUCUCAUUAUUAUUUUCAAAAAUAAGUUAAAAAGCAUGUGUGACGCAUGUAUAACAAAACCAAUUAGGUAUAUAAAACUAGUAUUGAUAAAAUUGUAAUGUUGGCGCUAGUGUCCGGGUUGGUUAGUCUUAAUAAAAUUCGUAAUGUGAUAGUCAUAUAGACGCAAUACUAUAGGUAAACUAAAACUAUGAGCUCCUUUCUGCGCUUUUCUAUAAGGUCUAGACUCGCACAUCAUAGUACCAAAUGCGGUACCAAAAAUUUAAUAUAAUUAUAGUAUGUGGAUUGGAGGACUGAUUAAUUUUGAAAAUCUGAAUGUUAAAGUAAAAAAAUAAAGCUUUGAGCAAGGCGGGCGGUGUUUAAGCACUGUUAAACAUUACUAUUACGUCUGUGGUGUGUUUGAUACAUGAUGGAGUUAAAAUAUUAUUAAACUUAAUUAUGAUCAUUGACUGCUACGCUUAUGAAAGUGAUUCCAUGUGUGUUGGAGCGUGUGCCAUUUUGUACUGUUGUGUCAGAAUUCAUACUAUUAUUUAAUAGUACUAUAAGGGUCCGGCUCGAUUGCUCCGUCGUGCGUCGGUGCAUCGACGCAUCACGUUGCCGCUACGUUGUUUUCCAUAGGUUUGACAAUGACAUUGACAAUGACAUGUGUCGAAACUUAUUUUCUGCCUUGAUACGUCGACGGACGUCAACGCAACGGAGGACGACGCAGCAAUGGGGCCGGGCCCUUAUACAUGUAUACACACAUAUAUAUCUUCGUUUGAGAAGUUAAUUUGAAUAUAUAAAGGUAUAUUAAUAUACUAAUUAUACCCAUACAAUAUUUCAUUAAUAUUUAUUUCUAUUCCUUAUUAAUUAAAUAAUUUUUACUUAUUAUAAUUAGGGAAACAGGUCCUUAACACCCUGACGUGCGUUACCUGCGGCAGUGGACAUCAAUUCAUAAAUUUUAAUUAUCACUACGAAUACAUAGUAAUUAUGAAAUAGUUACUGAAUACAUGAAUAAAUAACCUUUCAAAGUAAUACAAUCAGAUGAGUUAUAAAAUUAUGAUAAAUUUAUUUGAUUCCUGUUUUUAAAUAAAGUCUUGUUUGUUCCUAAUUAAAAGAAAAAUACUAUGACUUAUAGUGUGAUUCUGUGGUGUGUUUAUGAUAGGGAUGAGUGUAUACGAAGUGUUUGCAAUAAUAUUUCAUUAAAAAUGUAAAUCAUCUAGUUGUAAGAUGUUGAAAUACAAUUAUUUUUUGUG
Molecule: messenger RNA, 8239 nt
Organism: Plodia interpunctella (Indianmeal moth)
Lineage: Eukaryota; Metazoa; Arthropoda; Insecta; Lepidoptera; Pyralidae
Gene: Impbeta11
Product: Importin beta11
Exons: 19
Coding region: 263-3280 (1005 amino acids)
Biological process (GO): protein import into nucleus
Cellular component (GO): nuclear envelope; cytosol
Molecular function (GO): small GTPase binding
Source: RefSeq, a predicted model, not a curated record